GUUGAAGGAUGCGAGGAAAGCGUGAAAGAGCCGGAGCGCUACCUGAACUCUCAGCGCGCUGAUCCAGGGGGAACCGCUCAGUCUGAAUCAUGCGCCUCGUCAGCUGCAUCACUCACUGGGAGUGGUGUGGGAAUUGUGCAAGAUACGGAUAAGACACGUUUGUUUUCAGUGCGCCGUCAGAUGCGGCUCUGUUGAAGGUGAUAAGUUUCCCGUUAGCGGUGUGUGCGUAUAAUGCUCGCGCACGGCAGGAGCUCUGCCUCAGGACGCAUCCUGUUGUUUGUUUGUUUGUUUUUUCUCCCCUCACGGAUUUGUUUCUGCUGAAAAUCACAGCUGAAGUUUCUUAGAUAACGUGUACUUUUACUGGAAAGUUGUUUGAAAUAGUUACAAGUAAAUAAAAAACCUCGAGAGAGAGAAAAGGACUCCAGUGAGCAUGGGGAACGCAGGGAGUUUGGAGCAGCAGCACACCGACCCCAGAGGGCACAACAUGCCGUUAAAGCUGCCCAUGCCGGACCCGGGCGAGUUAGAAGAGCGGUUUGCGGUUGUUUUGAAUUCUAUGAAUUUGCCUCCAGACAAAGCCCGGUUACUGCGGCAGUAUGACAACGAGAAGAAGUGGGAGCUGAUCUGUGAUCAGGAACGAUUUCAAGUGAAAAACCCUCCUCACACAUAUAUCCAGAAGUUGAAGAGUUAUCUGGACCCAGCAGUCACCAGGAAGAAAUUCCGCCGGAGAGUUCAAGAAUCCACUCAGGUGCUGAGAGAACUAGAAAUUUCUUUAAGGACUAAUCACAUCGGAUGGGUGCGUGAGUUUCUAAACGAGGAGAAUAAAGGCCUGGACGUGCUGGUGGAGUAUCUCUCAUUUGCACAGUAUGCUGUCACAUUUGAUGGUGACAGCUUUGAGAAUGGCACAGACAACGCGAUGGACAAGUCUAAAUCUUGGAGUCGUUCUAUCGAAGAUCUCCACGGAGGGAGCAACCUGCCCUCUCCGAUUCCAGGAAGCAUCAGCAGAGCUGGGAGACACUCUACAUUAAGAUGUAAUACAUUGCCCAGCAGAAGAACAUUGAAGAAUUCGAGAUUGCUGUGUAAGAAAGAUGAUGUUCACGUCUGCAUUAUGUGCCUGCGAGCCAUUAUGAACUAUCAGUAUGGCUUCAACAUGGUUAUGUCCCACCCUCAUGCUGUGAAUGAAAUUGCACUAAGUCUGAACAACAAGAACCCCAGGACGAAAGCGCUAGUACUGGAGCUGCUGGCUGCUGUGUGUCUAGUCAGAGGGGGGCAUGAGAUUAUUCUCGCUGCUUUUGAUAACUUUAAAGAGGUUUGUUCAGAAAAUCAACGGUUUGAGAAGCUGAUGGAGCACUUCAAGAACGAGGACAAUAACAUUGACUUCAUGGUGGCUUGUAUGCAGUUCAUAAACAUUGUGGUCCACUCAGUAGAAGAUAUGAAUUUCAGAGUGCAUCUACAGUAUGACUUCACUAAACUAUGUUUGGAUGAGUACCUGGAUAAGCUGAAACACACUGAGAGCGAUAAAUUGCAGGUGCAGAUCCAGGCCUACCUGGAUAACGUGUUCGAUGUGGGAGCUCUGUUGGAGGAUGCUGAGACGAAGAAUGCGGCGCUGGAACGAGUGGAGGAGCUGGAGGAGAGCAUGUCUCAUAUGACGGAGAAGUUACAAGACACAGAAAACGAAGCUAUGGCAAAGAUUGUAGAACUGGAGAAGCAGCUAAUGCAUAAGAACAAGGAACUGGACUCUAUACGGGAAGUCUACAAGGAUGCUAGCUCGCAGGUGCACACGCUGAGGAGGAUGGUGAAGGAGAAGGAUGAGGCCAUUCAGCGGCAGUGCAAUCUGGAGAAGAAGAUUCAUGAACUGGAAAAGCAAGGAACCAUUAAGAUCCAGAAGAAAGGAGACGGGGAUAUUGCCAUCCUGGCCUCUGCUCCAUCCACUAACGGCCUGCUGGCAGGCACGGAGGGUGUGAUGGGGGUACCUGGUGGUGCCAUGGUGGGUUCUGUGGGUCCAAGCAACGGUGUAAAACCAGGCAUGUCCAUGCCACCACCUCCCCCUCCACCCCCACCUAUGCCUGCAUCAUUACCAAACGGUCCAUCAGCUGCCCCUGAGCCACCUCCUCCUCCUCCACCACCACCACCACCACCACCUCCCCCUCUUCCGGGCUCUGGGAUCGCUGUGGAGGAAUCUUCCCGUAUGCCCCCACCUCCACCACCCAUGGCACCACCUCUACCAGGCUGUGGAACCCCCACUGUAAUCUUCAAUUCAGGUCUUGCAGCUGUGAAGAUUAAGAAGCCAAUCAAAACGAAGUUCCGAAUGCCAGUGUUUAACUGGGUGGCACUGAAGCCCAACCAAAUCAAUGGCACUGUCUUCAAUGAGAUUGAUGAUGAGAGGAUACUGGAGGAUCUAAAUGUAGAUGAGUUUGAGGAGAUAUUUAAGACGAGAGCUCAGGGUCCUGCUAUUGAUGUCACGUCUAGCAAGCAGAAGACUAUCCAGAAGGUCCUUAAUAAAGUUUCACUGUUGGAUUCCAACAGGGCCAAAAAUCUGGCCAUUACACUCCGAAAAGUGGGCAAGACUCCGGAGGAAAUCUGCAAAGCAAUUCAGAUGUUUGACCUGCGGAUGUUGCCGGUGGACUUUGUGGAGUGUCUGCUGCGCUUUAUCCCCACAGAGCCCGAGGUCAAAAUGUUACGGCAGUACGAGAAGGAGAAAAAACCACUGGAAAACCUCACGGAUGAAGACCGCUUCAUGAUGCAGUUCAGCAAAAUUGAGCGCCUCAUGCAGAAGAUGACUAUUAUGGCAUUUGUGGGGAACUUUAGUGAGAGUGUGCAAAUGCUUACUCCGCAACUGCAUGCCAUUAUCGCAGCAUCUGUGUCCAUCAAGUCUUCACAGAAACUCAAGAAAAUCCUGGAGAUUAUACUGGCCCUUGGGAACUACAUGAACAGCAGUAAAAGAGGGGCAGUAUAUGGCUUCAAACUCCCAAGUUUAGACUUGUUGAUAGAUACCAAAUCAACAGACAGGAAGAUAACACUAUUGCACUACAUCGCAAAUGUAGUGAAGGAGAAAUACCAGCAGGUGGCACUGUUCUAUAAUGAGAUCCAUUAUGUGGAAAAAGCAGCAGCAGUCUCUUUAGAGAAUGUGUUGUUGGAUGUGAAGGAGCUCCAGAGAGGAAUGGAUCUGACAAGGAGAGAGUAUAGCAUGCAUGGCCACAACACCAUGCUCAAAGACUUCAUACAUCUCAAUGAGAGCAAGCUCAAGAAAUUGCAGGAUGAUGCCAAGAUCGCACAGGAUGCUUUUGAUGAGGUAGUAAAGUUUUUUGGGGAGAGUUCCAAAACCAUGCCUCCGUCAAUGUUCUUCCCUGUGUUUGUGCGAUUUGUGAAGGCAUACAGGCAAGCAGAGGAGGAAAAUGAGCAGAGGAAAAGGCAGGAACAGAUGUUGAUGGAAAAGCUGCUAGAGCAAGAGGCCAUGGAGCAGGAAGAUCAGAAGUCUCCCUCUCAAAAGAGCAAACGCCAGCAGCAGGAGCUGAUAGCGGAGUUGAAGAAGAAGCAAGUGAAGGACAGUCGGCAUGUUUACGAGGGAAAAGACGGGACCAUUGAGGACAUUAUCACUGAUCUAAGAAACCAGCCUUAUAGGCGCGCUGACGCAGUGAGGAGAAGUGUCCGGAGACGUUUUGAUGAUCAGAGCUUACGGCCAAUCAACAGCGCAGAGCUGGUGAUGUAACAAAGGCAGAGUGGAUGUGAUUGGUUGAGAUACAGGAGUGAAAGAGAGCUCGUCAGCCUCUCUCUGUGUGUGUGUGUGUGUGAAAAGGACCGAUGAAGGAUUGAAAGAGUGAGGACGUUCAUCUUAAGGGCCAAAAACUCAAGCUACUUUUGACCAAGUGCCUGAAUUUAACAUUUGUGCAAAAUUGUAUUUUUACUUUUAAUAUGUAUUGUAUUAUUUCAAGCAAUAGGAACUUUUGCUCAUUUACCACAGUGUCACUUAUACAGAUGGAAAUACACUCGCAUGGAAAUCCAUAGUGAAGUCGUACAUUCCGGUGGUAAUGACCGUAUUGCUUUUACUGCACAAUGUUGGUCCAAAACACUUUUUCCUAUAUGUGGACAAGGGCUAUGUGUAUUCUUAAAGAUUACAGGCAUGUUGAGCUUACUGCAAAUCAAAAAGGAAUGGAAAGACUGUGUAGCAUUUUUGAAUGACAGCAUGGCAAGUUUAAUGAAGACCAAUUUUAUAUAAAAAAAAAAAAACAACCAAACAAACAAACGAUCGAGGGUUUAUGGAGAAGUAUUAUUGGAAAUGGUGAAAGGUUGUGAAAAGUAGAUGGUUCCAAGUUAAUGUGAAAUGUAUAUAACCUAAGCAUCGUCACUCAGCAGUGUUAGCAGACCAAAAUCCACUCCAUUCACAAUUACAUGAAAGCAUUCAAAUGUUUGUGUGUCACGCCAUCAAACGAACCAUCUAACUACACCACAAUAAAGUCACGAUUAUAGUUGUGCCCAAGUGCCACUCGGCUUUUAAUGAGGGGCUGACCUUAAGUAGGAAAAUACAAAAGACUGUUUCAGUACAAUUACAGUACAAGCCAAAGAAGGAAGGAGAAAAAAAAAACCCCAACACCGUCUCAGACACCGGAUUCACCUUUUGUGAACGUUUUUUUUUUAAAAGUACUGAAUUAAUCCACAGGCACUUGCACUGUCUCUCCACUAAUACAUUUUAAGUAGAUUAUUCAACCACUGAAGCCAGUCUUUCUCCAUGUGGCUUACGCAGACCACUUCUUUUUCAGCUUCCAGCUCUUUGUAAGAAAAAGCCUAGAAAUGCUUUUUAAUUGUACAGAUAUUUUGCUACAAAAUUGUUGCAUUAAAAAACUUCUUAACCUUCAUUAGCAUAAGGUUAAUAUUGUACAUAUUGAUUUCAUCAUCCUGUUACUCCAUUUGAAUGUUAUUUUAACUUAUGUUUUUUUUUUUCCAUUUUGUAUAUUUAAUUAAACAAACGAAUUUGUUGCAUCAUUGAUUAAGUACAUAGCAGAGUUCUCGGAUUUUACGCUUGCCUAGCAGUAAUAAGGCAAUAGAAUAACUGGCACAAUGGGACGCCACAUAACGCAUCAUUAAAUAAUACUGACACGUGUCUCUGUACGCUACAAUCCCAUGCCCUUUAUGCAUUCCAUUCCUUCUAUAGACCUGGGUCAAACUGGUAUGUCUUCUUGUCCUCUAAUCAAAAAUGUAUCUUUUGGCAUUGCGUUGUUGCAGCGGAAUUUGAUUUUAAUAACACAUUGUUUUAGAGCCACGGUUUUCAAUGCCAAUGAUUGAAUAAACUAUUUACAUAAGUUUAA
This is a messenger RNA of Neoarius graeffei (lesser salmon catfish), 5300 nucleotides long. RefSeq names its product formin-like 2a (gene fmnl2a). Gene Ontology annotation, biological process: regulation of cell shape; cortical actin cytoskeleton organization; cell migration. The transcript is spliced from 26 exons. The record is from RefSeq and is a predicted model, not a curated record. Gene Ontology annotation, molecular function: small GTPase binding; actin filament binding. The coding region runs from base 431 to 3706 and encodes 1091 amino acids. NCBI's taxonomy places the organism in Eukaryota, Metazoa, Chordata, Actinopteri, Siluriformes, Ariidae. Gene Ontology annotation, cellular component: cytosol.